This is a messenger RNA of Xylaria bambusicola, 1284 nucleotides long. RefSeq lists its product as uncharacterized. The transcript is spliced from 3 exons. Bases 1 to 1284 code for a protein of 427 amino acids. NCBI's taxonomy places the organism in Eukaryota, Fungi, Ascomycota, Sordariomycetes, Xylariales, Xylariaceae. The record is from RefSeq and is a predicted model, not a curated record.
AUGGCCGUUCAAGGGGUCACGAUAAGUGGUUUUAUGUGGUCUCCAAGUUCCGCGAGUCUAGCAGCAGGCCACAUUGCCCUCGAGAACCCAAAGCCGUACAAGCUUGUUGCCGACGGUGCCACAAACCCGCUAUUGUCGUCAGGAGCAGAUUUCCCAUGUAGAAUCCCUCCGGGUAAGUCAUAUAUCAUUGACGGUGAGCCGACCGAGAUGGUCAUCGGCGAAGACCAAACCCUCUCCUUUUCCGGCCAUGCAGUGCAUAGUGGAGGCUCCUGCCAGCUCGCGCUCAGCCGCGGAUUCCCGACGAAAGAUUCACCCUGGAAGGUCAUCCACUCGAUCGAAGGCGGCUGCCCCGCACGAAACGUCAAGGGUAAUCUCGAUGGCGAAGAUCAAGACAAGUACAUUUUCCAAAUUCCCGAGGGAAUUGAACCUGGUACCAACUGGACACUAUCAUGGACCUGGAAUAAUGCUGGUGGAUCUGCCGAGAUGUAUAUGGCAUGCAGUCCGAUCACCAUCCUUCCUAGCAAGAAGAAGCGCAUGAGUCUGCCAGAGCGUCGGGAUGCUUUGGCAAAACGGGAGACUAAUUUCCCCGAGCUCUUCGUGGCGAAUCUGGGCGAGUUCAGCAAUGGCUGUUCCACUUCGGAGGCCGUGAAGGACAUAAUCGCCAUCGCUUACCCUGAUCCUGGAUCAUCCGUGGAGCGUCCUAACGGUGACAACCUUUUCAAGAUGACGUGCAAUGGCAACCCUCGUGCUAAGGGUGCCCCUGCUGCUGGCGCUGGUGGCGACGGCAGCGCUGAGACAGAGACGCCUAAGUCGAGCUCGUCAUCCUCAGCCUCAAGCUCUACCGUCCCAUCAAGCUCCGCAUCCAAGAGCCCGGUAUCAUGCCCCCCACUCACGCCCCCUAGCUCAACAGCAGCGGCGACGACAACAACGGGACAAGCAUCUACCACUGGCUCACUUAUCCCCAUAACCUCGUCUUUCUCCGUCUCUCCCUCCCCAGGAACAUCUGCUAUGCCCAGUAGCGAGAGUCACAACGAUGAAUCCUCCUCCGCUACAACACUGUUUCCCAUCCCUUCUGCAUCAACAUCAAUCAUGCCCAGCGCUAGUCAAGACUCGUCCCUUCCUUCUGAAGGCAGCAAGUGUGUCGAGGGCCACCUAACGUGCUUGGACAACGGCCUGUUCUUCGCGACAUGCACCGGUGGACAGCUUACCGCGCACCAGCCCAUCGCGCCGGGGUACAAGUGCGAACCUGGUUCCGGCGUUGGGCUUGAGAUCGCGCCUAUGUAA